Molecule: messenger RNA, 1149 nt
Organism: Symbiodinium pilosum
Lineage: Eukaryota; Dinophyceae; Suessiales; Symbiodiniaceae
Source: the annotation of a GenBank genome assembly
GAUCUCGAUCCACUCGAGUUUGGAGGCAAUGUCACCUGGCAAGAGCCUGCCGUCUCCGAUCGAGUUCAGGACUACCUCCUCUACUUUGCGGAAGAUGCAAUAGGCACCAAUCGCAGUCCCGUGGGCAGCAUCGUGCCUGUCGGCACUAGUCGAGAGCUUCUGGCUCCGGAGAUCUCUCAGCUCCCUGCUUUCACCCACUUGGUGAUUUACACGCGCUCCUACCUGGUGGAGCAAACGACGCCAGGGUACUUUGCGCUGUCAGACACGAUCUCCAUCGUUUCUAGCAUCGUCUUCGAGGAUCUCGAUCUGGAUUUCAACGACCUGGGCUCCAACAUCACAUGGACAGAGCCAAUUGUGAACCAGCAGGUCACGGAGUAUUAUGUGUACCUUGCAGAUGGCUCGGAACCUGCAAAGACCUUGGGUGAUAAUGGCAAUAUGCCAUGGACAGGCCGCUCGCAGCUCGGCGUAGUUUCCGUUGGCACGGACAUGCUGUUUGUGCCGCCCGAGACUCCCAGGAAUGGCUACAGUCAUGUUGUGAUCUACGCUUCCUCGGAUUUGGUCGAGCCGCUUGGGCCUACAGCUGGCCAAGCCCGGCAGACGACUCCGCAGUAUCUGGUCGUCCACGACGCCAACGCCAGCGUCUCCAACGUGGAUUUCGUUGGCAAAGAUUUGGACCUUGAGGACCUCGGCGGGGUGGUCAGCUGGAAUGCCCCAGGUUCCGACUACGACCGCGUUUUGUCCUACGUGGUCUACCUUUCCCUGGAUGAUAUCGGGACCAACCGGUCGCAGAUCGAACAGGAUGUUCCUUACGGGACGAAUAUGUUGCUGACGCCACCAGAAACACCUCGCAACGCCUACACUCGGUUCGUGGUCUACACCAAGUCUACGCUGGUAGAGCAGACGACGCCAACUGCACACAGCCUCUUCGAUACCAGUGCCCUGGCCCGGAAUCUCGACUUCCUGGACAUUGACGUGGAUCGAGGCGAGCUUGCCGGAAAUCUGACCUGGGACCCACCUUCGGACGAGCUGCACGUUGUGCGCUACAAUGUCUAUCUCUCCGAGAACGCUUAUGGCCUUGGACGGCACUACUUGGGCAACGUCACCGUGGGAAUCUACGAGCUGCUUGUACUUCUGGAGUUGUUGAUUUGA